UUAAAUACCGCGCUUGGCUCAUAAAACCUAUCGGCCAACGUGGUACGAUACCCAUCUUAGCCCCAAACUCUUCCUUGCCCACCCACAAAAAUGCCGCUCCCUGCUCGACGAAGGAACAAGGUCAAGGGUGUCCAGUUCACCAUUAUGGUCGUUGGUGCAUCUGGAACUGGCCGCACGACGUUCGUGAACACCCUCUGCGAAUCAGACGUUUUGUCGCACAAAAUCUGUGACGACCCCAAGGAGGCCCACCUCGAAGCUGGUAUCAAAAUCAAGCCCGUCAACGUUGAACUCGAGGAAGAUGGGAUUCGCAUUGCCCUGACUGUCGUCGACACCCCCGGUUUUGGUGACAACAUCGACAACGAAUUCGCCUUCCAAGAAAUUAUGAACUAUCUCGAGCGACAAUACGAUGAUAUCUUGGCUGAACAGUCCCGUAUCAAGCGUAACCCUCGAUUCAAGGACAAUCGUGUCCAUGCUCUCCUCUAUUUCAUUCCCCCGACUGGGCACGCCUUGAGAGAAAUGGAUAUCGAACUCAUGAGACGACUUUCGCCCCGUGUCAACGUCAUCCCCGUUAUUGGCAAGGCCGACUCCUUGACUCCUAAGGAACUCAAGGCCUUCAGGAAGCGUAUCAUGGAAGACAUCGAUCACUACUCGAUUCCCAUCUACAACUUCCCUUAUGAUGUCGAGGAAGACGACGAGGAAACCAUCCAGGAGAACAUGGAACUGAGGGCCCUCCUUCCCUUUGCUGUCGUCGGCUCUGAAGAGGAGAUUGAGAUCGAUGGAGAGCCUACCCGUGCCAGGAUUUACCCAUGGGGUAUCGUGGAGGUGGAUAACCCUCAUCACUCUGACUUUGUCAGGCUCAGGAGCGCCAUUCUUGGAUCCCACUUGGGUGACCUCAAGAUGUUGACCGAGGACGUCCUCUACGAAACCUACCGUACCGAGAAGUUGUCCCGUGCCGUCAGCGCCGACCACCGCGACUCCCAACUCCUCCCCGAGGAUCUCGCCAGCCAGAGCGUCCGUCUCAAGGAAGAGCAGCUUCGUCGCGAGGAAGAGAAGCUUCGCGAAAUCGAACUCAAGAUGCAACGCGAGAUCAACGAGAAGCGACAGCAACUCGCGGCCAAGGAGGCUGCCCUCAGGAACUUGGAGAGCAGGAUUGCCGCUCAGGACUCCAACACCAGCUACUAAUAGAUUCACCACCCGGCUUAAUCUCACCCACCCGAAUCCUAGUAAUCGACCCUAUCUUGGCAUCUCUUCUUGCUUUGCGCUACAUUACCGUUUUGACUGGAUCCUUGAACACUCCUUUGGUUUUCAUCUACAGAUCGAUUUAUACCCAUACCCUCGUUGUACGCUGUCUUUUUCCUCUGGCUUGAUACAUUGAUAUACUCUGUCUAUACUACUGGUUUUCCUUA
Molecule: messenger RNA, 1406 nt
Organism: Coprinopsis cinerea okayama7#130
Lineage: Eukaryota; Fungi; Basidiomycota; Agaricomycetes; Agaricales; Psathyrellaceae
Product: septin
Exons: 10
Coding region: 91-1182 (363 amino acids)
Biological process (GO): cytoskeleton-dependent cytokinesis
Cellular component (GO): septin complex; septin ring; cell division site
Molecular function (GO): GTPase activity; molecular adaptor activity; GTP binding
Source: RefSeq, a predicted model, not a curated record